UUGGAGGUGGCGGACGUCGCUAUUUAUCCGGCAGCAGCAGCAGGAGCAGCAAUCAAUGAGUGGCGUCAGCAGAGGUUCUGUAAUGACGAUUGCACCAUUAAGGAUGACAGCUUAGAAGAAGAGGGCAAUGGUGAUCCCUCCCAGAGCCAGUCCAGCACAGGAGAGUGCAGGCAGCACAGGGUCAUCAUCUGUGUCUCUCUCUAUCUAGUCCUGCCUGGCUCACACUCACACACACCAUGGAAGCCAGAAAGGACAUGGUCAUGUUCCUGGAGGGAGGACAACUUGGCACUCUAGUUGGCAAGAGAAUGUCUAAUUUGUCGGACGCAGUGGGAAGCCCCAUUCAGGAGCCGCAGGAGAAAAUGCUUCCUAGAAGCUGCUUGAGCCCUCGGCCUGGCCCCUUGGCAUCCAGGGAGCGGGCAGAGGAGGAGGUGGAGGUGGUAUCAGGGAGCGAGCCGGACAGCAGGGCAUCAGCAGCGCUCCUGCACCCCUCGCCCCACCCGGAUGCCCUCUCAGCCAAGGGGCACCACAGCAGCUCGGACACUGAGUCGGAUUUUUACGAGGAGAUUGAAGUGAGCUGCACCCCGGACUGCACCACAGCCAGCUCAGAGUACCAGCACAGCAAAGGUCAGUGUUCUGAGACCAUGGGUGGCAGUCCUGUGAAUGGAAGCGAUUCAUCAAAGGCAAGCGGUGGAUCUCAGAGCUCCUUGUCCUGUUCUGUGGACCAGAUGCGCAGAUACAGAACAGCCUUCACCAGGGAGCAGAUAGCACGUCUGGAGAAAGAGUUCUACAGGGAGAACUAUGUGUCCAGGCCCAGGAGAUGUGAACUGGCUGCUGCCCUCAACCUGCCAGAGACCACUAUUAAGGUUUGGUUCCAGAACAGGAGGAUGAAGGACAAACGUCAGCGUCUGGCCAUGACCUGGCCACAUCCUGCAGAUCCAGCAUUUUAUACCUACAUGAUGAGCCAUGCAGCAGCCACUGGCAAUCUACCUUAUCCUUUUCCAUCUCACAUACCUCUUCCUUACUACUCUCACAUGGGUAUUGGUACCACUACAGCAUCAGCUGCCACACCCUUUAGCUCCCCACUGAGACCACUAGACACCUUCAGAGUCCUCUCUCAUCCUUACCCAAGACCAGAACUCUUAUGUGCAUUUCGCCAUCCUUCUAUAUAUGCCACACCUGCUCAUGGACUGACUGCUGGUGGCACCCCCUGCUCCUGCCUGGCAUGCCACUCUACUUCUCCUAAUGGGCUGGCGCAAAGGUCUGCAGCAUCUGACUUUAACUGCUCAUCAUCUUCAAGAUCAGAUUCCUUUCUCACUUUCACACCCUCAGUCUUGAGCAAAUCCUCCAUUCCUUUAGACCAGAGGGAAGAAGUACCCCUGACCAGAUAA
Messenger RNA from Bufo bufo (common toad), 1388 nucleotides. It is a transcript of the gene EVX1, whose product is annotated as even-skipped homeobox 1. The coding region runs from base 237 to 1388 and encodes 383 amino acids. Gene Ontology annotation, molecular function: RNA polymerase II cis-regulatory region sequence-specific DNA binding; DNA-binding transcription factor activity, RNA polymerase II-specific. Gene Ontology annotation, cellular component: nucleus. Lineage: Eukaryota; Metazoa; Chordata; Amphibia; Anura; Bufonidae. The transcript is spliced from 3 exons. The record is from RefSeq and is a predicted model, not a curated record. Gene Ontology annotation, biological process: regulation of transcription by RNA polymerase II.